Messenger RNA from Pocillopora verrucosa, 675 nucleotides. RefSeq names its product perlucin-like protein. The record is from RefSeq and is a predicted model, not a curated record. Lineage: Eukaryota; Metazoa; Cnidaria; Anthozoa; Scleractinia; Pocilloporidae. Gene Ontology annotation, molecular function: signaling receptor activity.
AUGUUUGCUCGUUCGAAUUACGUAUGGCUACUUUGUUUUAUGUUAAUAAUGAGGACCUUUUCUGAUGGUAAACCUCAAAAUUCCAGCGUUCAACCCGUCAAAAAAAGUAAAGCAGAUCAGAACUUUGUGGUGAACAAUAAUUGUGGAUUGGAAAGAGGAGAUCGUGAAAUGAUGAAGUACAUUAAAGAUAAAGUGGAUUACAUCGCCGAACGAUCCACAGAUCAGAGAGGGUCGGCCUGUCCAGACGGUUGGGUGCGCCAUGGAAAUUCCUGUUUCCUCAUCAUCGACACUCCAACCUUGGAAUGGGAAGACGCCAGACGAAACUGCCAAAGGUUCGGCGGAGAUCUCGCAAAGAUCACAUCGAGCGCAGAGAAUCAGUUCAUCUUCGGGCUCCUCCUCAAGCAGAAAAAAGUAACCCUAUUUGGUGUUUGGCUUGGUAUUCAUCGUAAGGCAGACAAUAAGUUCUACUGGGCAGAUGACACUCCACUAACUGGCUACAAAGCUUGGUUUCCAGGAGAACCAAAUAACUUAAAUCGCUCAGAGAAAUGUGGUCACAUGUGGGGAACAGGUUCCCGGAAAGGGAGAUGGAAUGAUUAUACCUGCACUGCUAACAUUUCACGGCAUGCCGCCAAAGAUGCUCCUGUGAUUCUUUGUCAGAGAAAGGCUAAUCAUUAG